Molecule: messenger RNA, 833 nt
Organism: Engraulis encrasicolus (European anchovy)
Lineage: Eukaryota; Metazoa; Chordata; Actinopteri; Clupeiformes; Engraulidae
Gene: itpa
Product: inosine triphosphatase (nucleoside triphosphate pyrophosphatase)
Exons: 8
Coding region: 61-675 (204 amino acids)
Biological process (GO): nucleoside triphosphate catabolic process
Cellular component (GO): cytoplasm
Molecular function (GO): nucleoside triphosphate diphosphatase activity
Source: RefSeq, a predicted model, not a curated record
UAUCAUGGAACCGGAUGUAAUUUUCUUCCGGAUAUUUUUUAUCCAACUUGGACUGGAAGCAUGGCGGUACCGUCUGGAAGAUCAGUGGUUUUUGUGACUGGAAAUGCCAAAAAACUAGAAGAGGUUGUCCAGAUUCUGGGAGACAAGUUUCCUUAUAAGCUGAUCUCCAAGAAGCUUGACUUGCCAGAAUACCAGGGGGAGCCAGAUGACAUCUCCAUUCAGAAAUGUAAAGAAGCUGCUAAGGAGGUUGAAGGGCCAGUGAUCGUAGAAGACACCUGUCUGUGUUUCAGAGCCCUGGGUGGACUGCCUGGUCCAUACAUUAAAUGGUUCCUGGAUAAGCUGAAGCCUGAAGGGCUCCAUAAGAUGCUGGCCGGGUUCGAGGACAAGUCCGCAUGGGCGCUCUGCACCUUCGCUUACUGUGCCGGCAAAGACCAGCCUGUGCUGCUAUUCAGGGGGAAAACAGAGGGGAAGAUAGUGGAGCCCAGAGGCCCUCGUGAUUUCGGGUGGGACCCCUGCUUCCAACCGGACGGCUUCGACAAAACAUAUGCUGAGCUUCCUAAAGAAGUGAAAAACACCAUUUCUCAUCGGUAUCGCGCUCUAGCAGCGAUGUCGGAGCACUUCUGCCAACUGAACGGUGCACCAGAGACAAAGAAGACAAAGACUAGUGAUGAUUGACCACCUGUUAUUUAUUAUUAUUAUUUUUUAAUGGUCAGGAUCCGUAAUACACUGCAUUACACUUUACAAGUAGAACUGUCAAUGAAAACAUCAUGUUACUUUUUGUGGACGUGACUUUACUGUCUAUCUUUUUUACAAUUAAAUCUGUUAUACUCAUA